CUGCCAUUGCUUCCACCGUCUUUCGGUUGUUCCUAUGGUUAAUCCAAUGGCAUUUCAACUAUCGUGGACCGGAUUUGCCACCAGUGACCUUGCUACCUAAGUCGUCGUUACCAGUCGAGUUCUACGUUCCCUGCCGUUGAUCGAAAUGCUCGACGAGAAUCUACCGACAUUUUACCUCAAACCCGGCCAGGAGACUCAUCUCUCGACCCUCUAUCUCCUACAGCAUGGCAACGAACCCCAGCCCGCAUACUCCUUCCGAUACCCGGACCCCUCUUCCCCAGACUCUAAGAACCGCUACGCUGCUGCCCUCUACGACCCCUUCGUUCCUGACGUCGUCUAUGGCGAGGUCUUGAUAGUCCCCGCGUGGACCCAACAGACACUGUCUGUAGAGGCAAUUCGCCAAAACGGCGGAGUAGCACCGCCACCAGAACCUAUAAUCCCCUCCCGGUUCACGAUCCAGCUCUACAACCCUGAUCAGCAGAUUGUAGUGCAAUACAAGCCCAAGACAUGGAAUACCCCGGCCACUUGGACAUUUGAGAUGCCACAGCUCAGUUUCCGCGAGCCGACGGGGUCCACCCUCGACCGCGCUCCGAUCGAUCCCGCCGUCGCAGACCUAACACCCAAGCUCCGCUUCAGCUGGCGCAAAGAUAGCAAGUUGUCGAAGGAUCUCACCUGCUUGCUCUUGGGGAAAACCUCUGCCAUCCCCGAAACCAAGACUAAGAGCAAGGAGCCGGAUAUCACCAUCUCCAUUUUCAAGGCUUUGCGCGAGCUUACCCUCUACGAACCGAACCUUUAUCGCGUGGAAAUGGAGGAUUUCAAGGGGCUAGAGGUUGUCCUAUUACUCGGUGCUAUCACUAUUCGUGACGUCUACUUUAGUUCCCCUAAGGAUGCGUUCCGUGUGUCUAGGCCAUCCUCCGCGGCCGCCUCCCCUACUUCCAAUUCUCCCACGACCAUAGCCCCAGUGCAGAACACGCUACCUGCGGCCCCAAUCGUCAUUGAUACGACGAACAUUCCACCAGGGCCUCAGCCACCACUAGUCGAGAGCCCCCAGCUUCCGAAGCAGAAUGAACAAAAAAGAAAGGAGGACGAACGACGCACCAAGAAACUCCUUGAGGAGGAACAAAAGGCCCGCCGUAGACGCCAGAUGGAGAUCGACAAGGAAACCAAGAGAUUACAGAAGAUCUAUGGAGACGAGGAGAAGAAGGCGCGCGCGCAGACACCGUCCUUACCUCCGCAGCAACCCGCACUAUCCGCGCCGCCCCAACCUCCGCGACCUCGUCCUGCAGCUCCUGCCCAGCGAUAUUAUAACCACCAUCAUCAUAUGCCUCCUGUAUCUCACGGAGGAGUGCAUCCUUAUGGGCAACUGCCGGCCCAGGCCCAGGCGUCGACGACGACAUUAUUGGCGCCGCCUCGACAGCAGUCGACGGUAAACCUGACGCUACAACCAAAGCGUAGCAGUUUCUUUGGAUUCCGACGAUCAUCGGAUGAAGGAAAAUUAUCAAAAAAGCGUAGCUCCAUGUUUUCAUAGCAUUUCCCCCCCUCUUUCUUUCUUUUUUCUUUCUGCAUUGAUUUGUUUCUUACCAUUAGUGGGUGUUAUGUUGAGAUACCAAGUUACCAGGAUACCCCGGAGUUGUUGUUUUUUUUUUUUUUUUUUUUUU
Messenger RNA from Aspergillus ochraceoroseus IBT 24754, 1658 nucleotides. RefSeq lists its product as uncharacterized. The record is from RefSeq and is a predicted model, not a curated record. Lineage: Eukaryota; Fungi; Ascomycota; Eurotiomycetes; Eurotiales; Aspergillaceae. The transcript has 2 exons. The coding region runs from base 146 to 1528 and encodes 460 amino acids.